CGACUCGUGUCGAGGCGGCACAAGACACUUGGCGCCUGCUCACAGCAAAACCCACCCCCAGAGAAACGACACUAUUUCUCUCUCUCUCUCUUUCUCUCUCUCUCCUUCCCUUCCCCCAAAUUUCGACAAUUUUCCAAAAUUAAAUACCAAAUUAAAGGUAAAUAUUAUAAAAUUACUAUCUUUUUUGUACUCUAGUGUUUUUUUAUUCCCCUUUUUGUUCUUCUUUGUAAUUUUCGUUUUUCCAAUUUUUUUUUUUAAUUCCAUUUUCCUUUUCCGUUUUCGCCAUUUUUCUGUAUUUUUCUUCUUUAAUUUUUGUUUUGGGGUUCUGAUUGAAAGUUUUUAGAUUUAGUUACGAAUUAUGAUUUGGAGAAAUGGGUCAGUGUUUAAUUCUAUGGAUGUGUUGGAAUUUUUGCUGUUUUAUGGCGACGAAGUUGUUAUUAUGGUAUGGGAGGCAGCGUUCCGGAGCUGGAGUAUUGACGCUUGUUAUCCGUUCGUUAGUUUUUAGCUUUGAUUGUAAUUGUUUUUGUUUUCUGGAUCUGAAAUUCAGCAAGGACAUCUUUGAUUUGGAUCAACCUUUGUGCUACUUGAUACGAUAAAUUGGAUCACAAAUGAAUUUCAAGGGCUUUGGUGACACACCAAGUAUGGAUGGAAGCGGCUUGAAGCCACUGGGGAAUUUCCCAUUAGCUAGGCAGUCAUCAAUAUAUUCAAUGACCUUUGAUGAGUUGCAAAACAUGGGUGGACUUGGGAAGGAUUUUGGGUCAAUGAACAUGGAUGAACUCCUGAAGAAUAUAUGGACUGCUGAAGAGACUCAGGGCAUGAUGACAGUUUCAGCAGCUGCAGGAGAAGGAGGUGGUCCCAGUGGGAAUUUGCAGAGGCAAGGGUCAUUAACAUUGCCGCGAACCCUGAGUCAGAAAACUGUGGAUGAAGUUUGGAGAGACUUGAUGAAAGGAAGUGGUGGUGUCAAAGAUGGAAGUAGUGGUGGUGUAGGACCAAAUUUUCCACAGAGGCAACAAACCUUGGGAGAGAUAACUUUGGAGGAGUUCCUGGCGAGGGCAGGUGUUGUAAGAGAAGAUUCUCAACAACAGAUUGGAAUACCAACUAAUAGUGGAUUCUUUGGUGAAUUAUCGCAGCAAAGUAAUCACACUGGUCUAGCUCUUGGGUUUCAACAAACAAAUCAGAACAAUGGCUUGUUGGGUAGCAAUAAUUCAGUCAUUAAUCAGCCACCUAGCUUAGCACUGAAUAUGGGUGAUGUCAAAUCCAUCCACCACCAGCAACCACCACAACAGCAGCAGCCACAGCUGCCCUUCCCCAAACAAGCAAAUGUGGCGUUUGCCCCUCCCAUGCACUUAGUAAACACCACUCAACUUGCAAGUCCAGGAGCAAAGGGUUCGAUGGUUGGGAUUGGAGACCCACCAAUGAACAAUAAAUUUGUUCAGUCUAAUGGCCUGCAGACUGGAGGGACGGGCAUUGUGGGGAUGGGAUCUCCUGCAAGCAAGAUAUCCCCUGAUGUCAUUGCAAAGAGUAACAUGGAUACCUCUUCUUUAUCCCCCGUUCCUUGCAUGUUUGGCCGGGGAAGAAAAUGCAGUGCUGCUGUGGAGAAAGUAGUUGAAAGGAGGCAGAGAAGAAUGAUUAAAAACAGAGAGUCUGCUGCAAGGUCGCGAGCUCGUAAGCAGGUGAGUACAGUGUUUGACCCACUGCACAUUGUUUUCUAACUAUUAGAUAUUAUUCCUUCUGUUUUUCAAUUUGUUUUAUGAGAUUGACCUCAUAUGUAAAGCAAUAACAUAGAUCCAUGCUCAUGUCUGCAGUUGCAUCAUGCCAUGAAAUUUUUCCUUUCCAAUUUAUUCUUUUUUCUCUCUUUUUUUUUUAUUUUUUUUAUUUUUAUUAUUUGGGACUGAAACAGCUGAUUAAUAAGGUUUAGGAGUAUGGAAUUGCUUUAUUCUAUGAGGUUGAUUUUCUACUACAGAAACAAAAUAGUUCAUUGAAACAAGAUGCGAGGCUGAGGAUACUAUUGUUUGCACUUUGCUACAUCAUCCUUUUGGUAGAAGGAACCAUAACUAUCUCAUAUAUUCUAAAUUGUCCAAGUAAUGUGUUUGGAAAGUUGUAUCAAAAAUGAGUUUAGGAAGUUUAUGCAGCUCUUGGUUAAAAGAAAUUUCAAAUAGAGGACUGGAAGAAAUUAUGGCCUUUACUUAUUAUGGUUUCCUGGUUUUGUAGUCUGAAUGAACAUAACAGCACAAGUUUGUUGCUAGAAGCCAUAGUAAUUACUCAUCCUUAGAUUACAUGUUAGGUUUUGUGCAAUUGCAAGAUUUCCCAGUACGUGUCUAUUUCAGGGCAAAACAUGACCAUUUUCAUAUUCCUGCUGUGUGAAGGAACUAGAGCAGGCAAACAAUGUGAUGCUGGAGCACAUAGUGAAAAAUUUAUGGCCCUGGAUGUCAUAAUUUACUAACUUUAGUACCAACUUGUUUGCCCUCAGAAGUAACCUUAAUAAAGUGGUUUACUCAAUAAAAUUUUGCCGAAGUAUUAGAGAAAUAUGCUUGAAUGUUAGACUUUUGUCAACCUGUUUGGGCCUUUGGUUUAUUUGUUUUGUCCCAUGUUCUGAGGAACACCUGUGCAGAAAACACAUUACACUUUGAGACAUAAAUCAUGUGCAAAAUAUGAAAAUCAAACAUUUUAAUAUCU
Messenger RNA from Rubroshorea leprosula, 2676 nucleotides. The record is from the annotation of a GenBank genome assembly. NCBI's taxonomy places the organism in Eukaryota, Viridiplantae, Streptophyta, Magnoliopsida, Malvales, Dipterocarpaceae.